Molecule: messenger RNA, 2046 nt
Organism: Saimiri boliviensis boliviensis (Bolivian squirrel monkey)
Lineage: Eukaryota; Metazoa; Chordata; Mammalia; Primates; Cebidae
Gene: GIMAP4
Product: GTPase, IMAP family member 4
Cellular component (GO): cytosol
Molecular function (GO): GTP binding
Source: RefSeq, a predicted model, not a curated record
AAAGUUCUAUUAGAGCUGCUGGAUGAUUAGGUGGGCAGGUCGCUUGCACAAGUAAAUCUGGACAGCUCCUCCCCUCACUUCCUCUCUGUUCCUCCUCCUUAACAUUCUGGCUUAGUAUUGUGCACAAAAUCAGAGAGGCGUGCAGGACCCAGAUUUUCCAGGAGUUCAAGUGACAAUGACAGCCCAAUCCAGCAGUGUGAAAUUCAACCUCAGGCCACCAGGGGCCAGUUAUGGGCCUGGAAGCCAAGAGCCCAGACAUUCCCAACUGAGAAUUGUGUUAGUGGGUAAAACUGGAGCAGGAAAAAGUGCAACAGGAAACAGCAUCCUUGGAGAGAAAGUGUUUCAUUCUGGCAUUGCAGCAAAAUCCAUUACCAAGAAUUGUGAGAAACGCAGCGGCACAUGGAAUGAAACAGAACUUGUCGUGGUUGACACGCCAGGCAUUUUCGACACUGAGGUGCAGAAUGCUGACACGUGCAAAGAGAUCGGUCGCUGCAUCCUCCUGACCUCUCCAGGGCCUCACGCUCUGCUUCUGGUGGUCCCACUAGGCCGUUACACCAAGGAAGAGCAGCAGGCCACAGAGAAGAUCCUGAAAAUGUUUGGAGAGAGGGCUAGAAGAUUCAUGAUUCUCCUAUUCACCCGGAAAGAUGACUUAGAUGGCACCAAUUUGCAUGACUACUUAACGGAAGCUCCAGAAGGCAUUCAAGACUUGAUGAACAUUUUUGGUGACCGCUACUGCGCGUUCAACAACAGGGCAACAGGCGCUGAGCAGGAGGCCCAGAGAGCGCAGCUGCUGGCCCUGGUCCAGCUCGUGGUGAGGGAGAACAAGGGAGGCUGCUACACUAACAGGAUGUACCAAAUGGCCGAAGAGGAGAUCCAGAAGCAAAUCCAAGCGAUGCAAGAACUCUACAGAGUGGAGAUGGAGAGAGAGAAAGCACGGAUAAGAGAGGAGUAUGAAGAGAAAAUCAGCAAGCUGAAGGAUGAAAUGGAGCAGGAAAGGAGAAGGGCCCAAAUGGUGAAGGAACUAGCAGAACAGGAGGCUCGCUAUGUCGCAAGGCAGCAAGAGGCGAGAACGGAAGUGGAGAACCAGAAUGGGAUGCUCGAAUUAAUCAUUAAUGUGUUAAAGAUUGCUUUCUCAAUUUUCUCACGUGUAUUCAUGGAAGAUUAAACUUAAUGAAAACCUGUUUGUAUUUUCUACAUAUUCUCUGGCAACCUUGCCCCAUACUUACUCAUUUCGCAAAGUUGGAGUGCUCUAGUUUGUGUCUCUCAGGUGCUCAUAAAUAAGGACCACCGUUGUCCAUUGUAGAUGUUUGAUUAACAAGGACAAAUUUUUAAUUUGUGAAACUCCAAAGCAGAAGGUAUUGGUGCUUGCUACCUUGUGAAUUCUUCCUUAGACACGCAGAGAAAAUGUAUGCAAGAGACCAAAGAAGAUGAUUCCAAGCUAUAUCAUGUUACCUCUAAUAAAACCUUUUUUUCUAGAUUCUUUCUGUAUUAGCAGAUAGUCUCCGCCUGUAGCUUCUACUCAUUUAUCUUUGUAUUCAGAGUCACAGUGAUCAUCUUACUCAUAUGGUUUGUUAGAAAGAUCAAUUCUUUGUUUGCAGUAGGUAAUUUUAGAGAUGGAGAUAAUGGUAGAAUUAUUUCUAGAUGAGUAUCUAUUUAAUUCCAUUGUUAUGUAAAGAGUAAAAUUGUUUUUUAUCAUUUGCUCAUUAAAGAACAGAAACUUGUCUGGAAAAUAGAUCUCUACAAAUUCAACUAUAUAGUGAUCCCCAAAUCCUGAAAGGGUGAAAGACAGCAAUUCAACAAAUAAGAGAGCAAUGAUUGGUAUAUUCAGGUAUAUCUGUAGACACUCUUUGACCAACCUCAGUUUAACCAGUUUGAUAAAUACCCAGUUCUCUCCUUUUCUUGAGAAAUAACAGAUAGUUGCGACCCCACCUCCUUCACUCCACAUCUUGAAUACUUGUUGUUUGGCAGGUCAUACACACACUUCUGCCCCCACUGCAUUGAAUUUUUUGCUUAUUGUGUCUAUAAUGAAACUUUUCAGUUAUCUCA